Molecule: messenger RNA, 195 nt
Organism: Phytophthora nicotianae INRA-310
Lineage: Eukaryota; Oomycota; Peronosporomycetes; Peronosporales; Peronosporaceae
Exons: 2
Coding region: 1-195 (64 amino acids)
Source: RefSeq, a predicted model, not a curated record
AUGAAGGAGGAAGUGUUGCGGGCGCUCCAACGCGUAGCGGACAUGUUGGUGGGCAACUUCACUGUGUCCUUCCAGAAUGAACUGCGCUUCAUGGCGGAGGCAGCAGGAUCAACGUGCGCGACAGCGAUGAAGGCUCAGGGCGUCCCGAUGGCGCAGGCGGUCAAGCACACAGCGGGCGCUGUGGCACGACUAUGA